Molecule: messenger RNA, 1607 nt
Organism: Setaria italica (foxtail millet)
Lineage: Eukaryota; Viridiplantae; Streptophyta; Magnoliopsida; Poales; Poaceae
Product: random slug protein 5
Exons: 6
Coding region: 278-1165 (295 amino acids)
Molecular function (GO): phosphatidylinositol transfer activity
Source: RefSeq, a predicted model, not a curated record
CGGCUAAGUGCUAAGCGCGUGUGAUUCCAUUCCGGAGGCCGGUGUGCGUUGAUUCCUGCGCCCCCGAGAGGACAGGAGGAGAGGACAGCGGGCGAGGCGAGGGAGGAAAAUUCCAGUCCAAGUCUAACGCUUCUCCCUUCUCCUUUUCUUCCUCCCCGCGGCCCUGGGCCUGGUCAGGUCGGUCUUUGCCGCCAUUGCGCGAAUCGCAGCUUCUUCCUGGUGGGAAUUCCUGGAUCAUCAGGGUUGAGCAUUACUGAGAUUGGGAGUGGAAGAAAUCAUGUUCAGGAGAAAGCAUGCCUCUCAUUUCAACUCAAGUGAUACUGAGCAGCGAGAAGCAAAGAUAAAUGAAUUAAAAUCUGCACUUGGACCUCUGUCUGCCCGCUGUGAGAAGUACUGCAGUGAAGCUUGUUUGACAAGAUACCUUGAAGCCCGGAACUGGAAUGUUGCCAAGUCGAAAAAAAUGCUGGAAGAAAGCCUCAAGUGGAGGGCAGCUUAUAGGCCGGAGGAUAUUCGCUGGCCUGAUGUUUCUGUUGAAGCGGAAACCGGCAAAAUGUACAGGGCAAAUUUUCGAGAUAAAGAGGGGAGAACGGUUGUUAUUAUGAGACCUACAAAGGAGAAUACAACAUCCCAUGACGGGCAAAUCCGGUUCCUUGUGUAUGUUUUGGAGAACGCUAUCCUGAACCUGCAUGAAGGUCAAGAGAAAAUGGUAUGGCUGAUAGACUUCACAGGAUGGACAAUGGCCCAUGCCACGCCUAUAAAAACUGCCAGAGAAUGUACAAGCAUCCUGCAAAAUUAUUACCCUGAGAGGCUGGCCACUGCAUUUCUGUUUAAUCCCCCAAAAGUAUUUGAAACCUUUUACAAGGCUGUCAAAUAUUUCCUUGACCCAAGAUCGAUCGAGAAGCUGAACUUCGUGUACCUGAAGGAUGAGGAGAGCAUGAAGGUCCUGUACAGUUGCAUUGAUCCCGAGGUACUUCCUGUAGAGUUCGGGGGAAGGAAGAAUGUGGUGUACAACCAUGAGGACUACUCCAAGCUGAUGCUGGAAGAUGACAUCAAAACCUCAAGCUUCUGGGCAGAUGACGCAAAACCUGUUAACCAUGUUGCCAGAGGGACCUUGGUUGCUGAUGUUACACCUCAGUCGUCCGUAAUUGCCGCUAAAGCCAGUUGAGGAGUAUCCGCCUACCGUGAUGGGAGCUAUUCGUAUAGCUUUAAUGGAGGAAAUAGAUAAGUGAAGGCGCUAAUAGCGUGUUCAUUGUGAAGAGAAAUAAACGGAAUGACAAAAUAGAUGUUACUUGUUCAUACCAAAAUUUGCAGUAAUCAAGCAGUUGAUCUGGUAUAUAUACACUUGAGCUAUAAAGAGGAUAUCUUCGUGGGUCAUUUGGAUGCCAAAGGGCCUGUUCGCUUCAGCUUAUAAGCCGGCUGAAAAGCUGAAACGGCUGAUUUGUUGUGAGCGAAAAAUACUGUUUGGUGACUGAUAAGCCGGCUGAAUAAGCUGAAGCGAACAGGUCCAAAGGUCCAAAAGGAAUGGUGUACAAGGUAGGAGGACAGCCCAAUUAUUGUGCUUACAUCACUCUAAAUACAUCAUGUGCUACUCGGUUACUCCAAGCGUA